GGCCCGGAGCUGUCUGGGGCCAGAGGCCUCCGCUGUGAGAAAGCCAGGCUGGCUGUGGCCUCCCAUCCGUUCCCCACGCGGUCGGGAAAGGCACUCCAGCAGUUCUGGGGCGCUGGCCUCGUGUCGGCCCCCAGAAGGCUGCCCACCACUCGCCUGGCACCAGGACUGUCUCCCAGACCCACCUCUGGACCCAUGUCCCGGGCAUCCCCCUUGCUGGACAGCAGGCUCCCGGCGUCCACCAGCGGCUCAGUGCCCCGGGGUCCCAGGAAGGGCGGCCCAGUGGACAGGACGGACAAGACAGCGACGAUGCCCGACUCACCUGCAGAAGUGAAGACGCAGCCCCGCUCCACACCCCCUGGCAUGCCGCCCCCACCACCUGCCGCAUCGCAGGGGGCCACCCGACUCCCCUCCUUCACACCACACACAAAUGGAGAGGACGGACCCACGAUGUCCCUGCCCCAUGGCCGUUUUCAUGGCUGCUUAAAAUGGUCUAUGGUCUGUCUUUUGAUGAACGGUAGCCACUCUCCGACAGCCAUCAACGGUGCCCCAUCCAUGCCCAGUGGCUUCAGCAAUGGCCCAGCCACUUCGUCCACAGCCUCGCUGUCCACACAGCACCUGCCCCCUGCCUGUGGGGCACGGCAACUCAGCAAGCUCAAGCGAUUUCUCACCACCCUGCAGCAGUUUGGCAGCGACAUCUCCCCAGAGAUCGGGGAGCGUGUGCGCACACUGGUGCUGGGGCUCGUGAACUCCACGCUGACCAUUGAGGAGUUCCAUUCCAAGCUCCAAGAGGCCACCAACUUCCCUCUGCGUCCAUUCGUCAUUCCCUUCCUGAAGGCAAACCUGCCCUUGCUGCAGAGGGAACUCCUGCACUGCGCCCGCCUGGCCAAGCAGACCCCUGCCCAGUACCUGGCCCAGCAUGAGCAGCUCCUGCUGGAUGCCAACGCCUCCUCCCCCAUCGACUCCUCGGAGCUCCUCCUGGAAGUCAACGAGAACGGCAAAAGGAGGACACCUGACAGGACCAAAGAGAACGGGUCAGACCGUGACCCGCUGCACCCCGACCACCUCAGCAAACGGCCCUGUACCCUGAGCCCCGCGCAGCGCUACAGCCCCAGCAAUGGGCUGCCCCACCCCACACCACCGCCACACUACCGGCUGGAAGACAUAGCCAUGGCCCACCACCUCCGUGACACCUAUCGCCACUCUGACCCCCGGGAGCUGCGGGAGCGCCAUCGGCACCUCGCGGUACACGGGUCCCGGCAGGAGGAAGUGAUCGACCACAGGCUCACGGAGCGGGAAUGGGCCGAGGAGUGGAAGCAUCUCAACAACCUCCUGAACUGCAUCAUGGACAUGGCUGAGAAGACACGGCGGUCACUCACGGUUCUGCGCCAGUGCCAGGAGGCCGACCGUGAGGAGCUCAACCACUGGAUCCGGCGCUACAGUGACACGGAGGACACCAAGAAGGGCCCCGUACCUGCCACUGCCCGGCCCCUGAACAGCUCCGUGGGUGCAGAGGGCUCUCAGCUAGACGCCCACCGGGAGUUCAUGCCUAGGACCCUCUCCGGCUACAUGCCUGAGGAGAUAUGGAAGAAGGCUGAAGAGGCGGUGAAUGAGGUGAAGCGGCAGGCGAUGUCUGAGCUGCAAAAAGCCGUGUCAGAUGCCGAGCGAAAAGCCCACGAGCUCAUCAGCACAGAACGUGCCAAGAUGGAGCGGGCCUUGGCUGAAGCCCGGCGGCAGGCCUCAGAGGACGCUCUGACUGUCGUCAACCAGCAGGAGGACUCCAGCGAGAGCUGCUGGAACUGCGGGCGCAAGGCCAGUGAGACAUGCAGCGGCUGCAACGCGGCGCGCUACUGCGGCUCCUUCUGCCAGCACCGGGACUGGGAGAAGCACCACCAUGUGUGUGGCCAGAGCCUGCAGGGCCCCGCGGCCGCCGUGGCCGACCCGGGGCCUGCACAGCCCGACGCCACGGCCAGCCUGGGCCCCUGCCUGCCCGCAGGAGCUGCCAGCCCUAGUGAGGCCAGCUCCGCGGGCCCGUCCCGCCCCGGCUCCCCCGGCCCACCUGGGCCCCUGGACGCCGCGCCCCGCUGACCCCCCACCGCCCCGGCCCACGGAGGCCACACCCUCUGGCUCCUCUGGCCCCCCCAGCCCGCCGGACGCUGCCCCGGCUCUGGGAGCCACUGCUGCUACUGCUUCUCUCCAAAAGUAAACAGAACCAACAAAAACUGCAUCAACGCAACUUCCUCAGCUACCUGACGGUCUCACGCCAUGACCGCUCCAAGCGUCCUCAGAGCCCCCCACUGAGCUUUAGCCGAAGGAGCAGUGGCCUGAGUGUGACCGGCCUGUCCCUCCUCCACCUGGCCCCUUCCCGCUCACGCUCCUGUUUUUCUGUCUUUCUGACUCUCGUAUACUUUCUCUUUACUGAAAAAAUCUGUUUGGUGGCUUAUAUUCUCAGUGAAACAUUUUGGGGGGUUUUGUGGAACAGACCUACUCAGAAGUGGACAAGGAAAGGGGGGUUUUGUCCCCUUCCUGAUGAAAAAGGGAAACGGAAAUUCACAUCUUAACUGCUGGAGGUCUGAGCCGCUGUGGCCCAGCGCCACCCCAGGGGCAUGUGGCCAACGCGGUGAAGAUGGUAAGAAAGACUUCAAUUUCCAACUCAAGAAACAUUUUCCAGAUUUUUUUUUCCUUUAGUGUCAAACUCUUUGGCUUUAAGUAGAAAUCCAAAAAGUUUUUUUUUUUUUUUUUAAAAAAAAAAAAAAAGGAAAGAAAGCAUACCUGUAAACUACCUUGCCAGCUAGCCAGCCAAGGAUGCCGGACACACCUCUGCUCCAAAGGAAAUCCAAAAAGCAAACACAAGAAGUCAAAAUCCAAAAUGGUUUUGUCACUGCCAAAGUAUCUCGUCCACGGUUUUCCUCCCCUCUUGGAUCUGUUCAGGUGUCGUCCUGCUCUCUUGCUUUGAUCUGUGUUUGGGGUGUGGGGACUUUGGGGUUGGGGGGGUUUCACUCAAUGAGAAGGAACGUGUGUUUCUCUGCCAUGACUGCUGGCGCAAGGGAGGGUGCCCUGCCCAUGUGCGUGCGCAUCCUGUGUCCCUCUGUGCAGGGGGCUGCCCCGUCUGUCCUCACACCUCCAUGAACUGUCAUCACGUCGCGUGUUUGCCACUUGUGACAAAGCGCUAAUGUGUCCUGCCCGAGAGAGAAUCUCUCUGGAACAAAACUGUGACAAUCUUUCGGGUUGUUCUUGACUGCUUCUCAGAGCUCCAGGAGACAGCAGCCAGGCCAUGUAGGUGCUAUGGCUCUGUGCCUCCUCCUCUACCUCUCCUCCCACCCUCGGGGCCGCCCCCUGCCCACCCACCCCCAACCCCCCUGCAUCUGUCCCCUCACUCCUCCCUCCACCGGGUGCAGAAACAGCAGGAAAGCUUCCAGCAGAAGUGGUCUGCCCUUACCAGCCUCGGUGGACGAACUCAGCCAUCUAUGGCAGGGAGGCCCAUGGUUCCUGCCAGCUGCUCCUGGGGGACUCAGUCUCUCGGACCACCACCCCCCAGCCCUGUACCCUCACCUCACCUGGAGGAAAUGAAGGAGUAAGGAAGCCCUGGCGUGUGCCCUGUGGGAGGAUCCACAGCAGACGCGGCCCCCCGCCCUAGCAUUUCCCCACAUUGCUGUGAGGGAUUACCAGGGCAGCCGUGCAAUACGGGGAGUGAUCAGCUACUGAAACCGGGGCUCCUGGGGACCCCGCUGAGAGGAAGAGGUCAAUAGUAUAUGCUAAUGUGAAUGUACAUAGUCCUUGCAGAGGUCCAAAUAAUGAUAUUCAUGGUGAUAAUAAAGAAGGGAUGUUUGCCAAAUAAAAAAAGAGAGAGAAACCGCGCAAGUAUAUAAAGCUUAGGAAGUAGAUUUUCAAAGAAAUCUGAACUGUGGCCCGCAGGGAGCAGUGGGUUUGUAUGAUUGCUGUAAUUUUUCCAGAGCUGUAGGAAUUCCUCGUUGGGUCCUGAGAGGAAGGGUUCUAACUGGCACUGCAGACUGGGCGCCGUUCCAAAUCCUGCCUCGAGGUGGAACCCGAUCCUGAAAGUCCAGACAGACCUAUGUUAUCCUCCAGAAACACCCACCAGCUCCAGUCCCAGAGCUGUGUUCCCCAUAGAGGUUUGCUUUGUGGGUUUCAGAAAAGCAAGGACCAGUUUGGGAUCUGGGCUCCCAACCGGACACUGGAAGCCCACCCACCUGUCAUGUCUCUCAGGCUGCUCUUUGUCUCAGGCACUCAGUGAACAUGCAAAAACAGUUUGGAACGCGCAUCUUAGAGGUGGGUGCCCUUGGACUGUCUCCUCCAAGAUUGUGCUGGUGAAUGGCGGUGUCCAAAGGGUGCCUAUCCUGGGUAUACCGCGGAUCUGGGUGAGCAGGUCCAAGGCCCCGAUGACUCGUGUCCCUGGCGUCAGGACCGGGCUGAGGCACGGAAGAGCCUUCAGCUGGAACCCGCUGCUGUGCCCUGCCAGCCUGUCUCCCUGCCAUACCCCAGGCUGAAAGUCCAGCCCAGGGCUGCCCCUCCCACCCUCGCUGUUAGGAACAGGUCACCCUCAGGGCAGCUACAAAAGGCCAUUUUUCCAGUGUGGUUCCCACAUCCAUGCCCAGGGGGCUGCAGCAGCCUGGCACAAAGAGCUGCCCACAGGCUGAUGGAUGGAGCCCCUGCCGGCAGAGGGGAGAGAACAUGGCAGGGUCGGGGUAUGGCAGCCAGGUCGGGUGGAGGGCUUGCAGUGCUAAAGCAGAGAAGCAGAGGACUGAGCCAGCAGGAGGGGGAUGUCCUGGGAAGUGCUGUGUCUGCAAGUGCCCGGCAGCUCCUCUCACCCAGGGAAGCCUGAGGAGGGCGUGGGAGCUUGUCUGGGUUUGGGGAGCCGGUGUUCCUGUCCAUCACCAUGCUCAGGCCCCAUUCGGCCAAAGACCUCACAGCAGAACCAACAGCCUCGGGGAAGGGCUGAGGGCGAGUUUCUGCAUCAGGAGAUAGGCUGGUGGCAUAAAUGUGGAGUAUACACCUGCUUUUCUCACACAGAGGGGAUCUCCAGAAGGGGGGCCUAGCCUCCUGCUCUCUGCUACCUUCCAGACCUUGUGAACCAUUGGCCAGCAGUGCAGCGUGCAAGGCUCUCCCUCCCACUGGCACCACCAGGUUAGACACACAAGUGACCCAAAUGCUCAGGGAAAGGCGGCUGCUCAUAGAGCCUCCCUCCCUGUAAAUCAAACCAAAAGGGCUCCUUUCCCAUCCUUAGGCCAAAGCUACUGCAGGAAGGCAGAGCUCCCUGGUCCAGGGCCAAGUCACAUAUGGUGCACAGUCGGGAAUAACGAGAAGGGUGCUGGCACCCUAGGCCCUCUCAACCCCCAGCGUGUGACCCCUCAACCUUUCCCACACCCUCCUCUAUCUUCUUGCUUCCCAUCCUGCCCUGGACCCAGGUAGCCUUUCCUUUAGGACAGGUCACCAUCCCCAGGUGGUGUCUGCAGAGUGUUCUCUACGAAGACCACCGCCUCCUUCCACAUGUGAACAGGCUGACACACCCCAAACGCCAUCUGAAUAGGGGGUCCUCAUUCCCACAGCUCACUGGGACCAAAGGGAAGACGUGGGUGUUACCAGGGACAAAGAGGAAAGAUGGAGAUAGCCUUGGGGUCCAGGAGGGUCAGGCCAGGAUGAGAGGAGCCAGGUGCUCCGACAAGAGACUGCCCCAUGGUCUCCACAGGUGGGGCCACUCAUCCAGGCCUCUAGAGGUUCAGCAGCAGGGGAGAGGCUGGGAAAUACUGGUUUUGGUUUCAUCUUAAUGACAUGGUGCAAAGGGAUCAGGACAGGCCCUGACUUUCUCCUUUUGCCAACUUUCCCAAAUAUAUCUUCAAAAUGACACCAAAGCCCCUUCACUGUCAUCCACUCAUCCUGCCUUCCGCCUUAGUCUAGCCAGCACGUUUGGUUGUUAUUCUGCAUAUCCCCCCGCCACCCGCCGCCAACCUAUAAUUGUUUUUCCAUUCUUUUAUUUCAUCAGCUCACUCUUCUGACCAAUCCAUCAUCUGUCUGGCCAUCCAUCAAUCCACCCAUCCAUUCACCCACCCAUCCACAUAUCUACCCAUCCAUCCACCCAUCCUUCCAUCCAUCCAACCACCCACUCGUCUAUCUAUGCACCGAUCCAUCUGUCCACCUAUCCAUCUGUCGGUCCAUCCAUCCAUCCACCCAUCCACCUAUCCAUCCAUUUAUCCACCCUCCCAUCCAUCCAUCCAUCCAUCCACCUACCCACCCAUCCAUCCACCCACCCGUCUUCCAUCCAUCCACCCAUCAACCUACGCACUCAUCUAUCCACCCACCCAUCCAUCCACCUAUCCAUCGACCCAUCCCUCCACCCUCCCAUCUAUCCACAAAUCUACCCAUCCAACCGUGCAUCCAUCCGUUCAUCCAUAUAUCCACUCAUCUAUCCACCCACCCAUCAAUUCACCCAUUCAGGCAAACACCCACCCAUCUAUCUGCCAACCAUUAUUCUAUCCCAGCUAUCACUUGAUUCCACCCUCCCCCAUUCAAACUUUCACCUAAUCACCCGUCUCUCCACCAUCUACCUCCAAACACAGCAUGCGUGGAUCUGUCCAUCUGUUCUCCAGUCUCACACAGCCAUGUUCAGUCUGUCCAUCCUACCCGCCUCCCCAUCCACUGAGCCCAGAGUAGCAUCACCAAGUCCUCCAGUGUUCCAAAGCUACAAUAGCAUCUUGGGUCUUCCCAUGACCUUAACUGCCCUGAAGGAAUCUGCCUGUGGGCUUAGCCGGCCUCCUCCCAUGCCUCAACCAUUGGUCCAGGCCUGCUCCAGGGACAGAUAAAGCUCUGCUGCAGGCAUUGUGAGUCAAUUGGACCGAUGUCCUAGCAACAGCUUUGGCCAGUCUGGGUUUGCCUGGCAAGUGUGGUGGCCAUGGGCCAGGAGUGCUCAUUGGGAGAUGGCCCACACACCUGCUCAGGGGCCCUGUGACCAGGGCCACCAGUCAGGGUGAGCACAUUCCCUGGCAAGACCCCAACAUUGUGGGUGUCCUGUCCUUGUCUCCAGGGGUCAUUGCCUGGAGGAGGUGUCUUCAGGAAAGGAUGGGGAGGAGGGAGAAAGAACCCAGUGCUCCUGGAACUCUUCUUCCCAGGGGGUUCAUGACUUGCUCCCAUCAUCCAUCCUGGGCUAUCAGUCUCUGGAAAUCAGCCCUUUAGAGCUCUGGAUAGCUGUAGGAACAGCUAUCCUGUGCAAGCUGAAUUUGGUUGAUGGCAGGAGCUGUUCUUUGGACACUAGAGGAUUUCCCAGCACUUCCUAGCCUCAGGCUCCCUGCCACAUGUUAUCUUCCAAAAUGGGGCUGGGAGCAAAGCCCCCAGAUGAUGGUCCUGCUAGCAGGACUGGAGGAGAAAGCAGAACACGAGCUAGAUUGGGAGGGGAGGCACAUCAGCUUUUCUCGUCCAUCCACCUCUCGGGUAAGGCCCAGGGAGCCCAGUGCCUGCGACAGUGCGUAUCUGGUCUCCACAGUUCUGGGAAACUCCAUCUUGCAUGGUUUCUAUUGCUUUUGUUUCAAUUCAGCUGGCUCCUGGAGUGCCACCCCAGAGACCCCUUCUAGCAGUCAUACAACAUCUGGACUCAAAUUGGAGCCUGUUUUUUAAAUAUUAGAAUGGAGGCAGUGGUCACCCUUGCUGUCCAGUGGGAUGAGGGAGCCCAGCCGGGCUGGCCUUCCAGGGAACAGGCCCGGGGCUCGGCCAUGCAUGGCCUCGUGGGGAUUGGAUGGAUUUUUCCUCCUCUUCUCUUUUUAUACCUCCCCAAAGGGAGCUGGAGCGAGUAUUGGUUUGUUUUUCUGUGACGGGUUUUCCUUAGCACUGGGGCACCCAUGGCAUGCCGUCCCUGUUGCGUGUCCCCCUUUGACCUGGGUGCUGUAAGACGUCAUGAUUCAGGUCACGUCCAUUAUCUGUGUCGUGUAAUAAAGCCAACAUUUGCCAUCA
Molecule: messenger RNA, 7953 nt
Organism: Nyctereutes procyonoides (raccoon dog)
Lineage: Eukaryota; Metazoa; Chordata; Mammalia; Carnivora; Canidae
Gene: CBFA2T3
Product: CBFA2/RUNX1 partner transcriptional co-repressor 3
Exons: 12
Coding region: 193-2085 (630 amino acids)
Biological process (GO): negative regulation of DNA-templated transcription; DNA-templated transcription
Cellular component (GO): nucleus
Molecular function (GO): transcription corepressor activity
Source: RefSeq, a predicted model, not a curated record